Molecule: messenger RNA, 1395 nt
Organism: Myotis davidii
Lineage: Eukaryota; Metazoa; Chordata; Mammalia; Chiroptera; Vespertilionidae
Product: protein Daple-like
Exons: 2
Coding region: 210-458 (82 amino acids)
Source: RefSeq, a predicted model, not a curated record
UGAAAACAGCUGAUUUUGUUCAACCCUCAUUUACACACGGGAAAAACGGAGGCCCAGAGAGGUUGAGGUUUUGAGUAAGGUGCACACGUGUGUCGGAGGCUGGGAGUGCUCCUCAGCCCUUGGCCGUGUGACUCUCCACCCCCAGCGCCAACUUCUGGAUCCAGCUGGUGAAGGGGGAGCAGAAGGAGCUGCGCACCCAGAGCAAAGACAUGCAAACGUCCCUAGAGAACCUGCAGCAGGAAGUGAGGCUCUGGCAGGCCCGGUAUGAAGAGGCGAGGGACAACCUGCAUAACUUCGAAAUCUUGCUGAGGAAGCUGGACAGCCAGUGCGAGGCGUACGUCUGUGUGAAGAAGAACUUGGAAGAGGAAAAAUAUAAACUCAGGAGCAGGAUUUUGACAUUGGCCAAGACGAACAGUUGGCUUCUAAAUGAGAAUGAAGACAAAGCUCGGCACCUGUGAGGGGUGUGGGCUGCCCUGUCCAUGAAGGGGCCCUGGCUUCAAGCCCCGCGCCUGGGUCUCGACAUUAUGGGCAGAGAGCCCCCUGGCGCACUGGUGUCCCAAGGGAAGGGGUCAGACCAUCUUCCCAGCACAUCCUCCUCUCGUUUUCCUGGAACGGUUCUAGAUUUCUGCAAGUAGGGAUGGUUGGCUUUUCAAAGAUACUGCCCACUGCCAGAUGGUUCUUAAUCUGCUUUUGGAUUCAGUUCAGAUUUAAAAAUAUGAUGGCGGUAGAGUGGUGCCUAGGGAAGGAAUUCAGAUUGCGGGCCGAGCCCUUUCUGUGUAUUUUCCCUUAACAGGCUGGAGAGAGGGUGGUUGGUGCACCCUGGUUGUCCUCCCUCUGCCGACAUGACACAUUCCUGGCUUUGGUGUAGGCCCUGCGAGGUGCACAGAACCAGUGACCUGGUGGCCAGGAACUAGUAGGCGUGAUGGGAUGUGAGCAGAGCUGUGUGCACGGCAGACAGAUGUUGAGGAGCUUCAUAGAGGCCUAGAAGGAAGCAUGGUGGUGGGAGUUGGGGUGCUGCUGCUGACCCGGGUGGGGACAGGGCUGGCCGGUGCGGGGACAUGGAGCACGGGUGGUCUGGAUGCAGGGAAGGUGCAGGCAGUGGCAGGAGGGAAGGCUGCAGCAGCUGGCGCUCAGCUGGGGAAGGCAUCCAUGCCCGGCUAAGGAGUAGGGUUCACUGGGAAGUGAGUGUUUAUGGGAAGCUGGUGGACAGGCCUAAGAGCUGCCACAAAGGGGGGCCGGAGGAAGGGCCUUGGUGUUGGGAGCCUUGUGGUUGGAAGUCAAGUAACCUGAGAUGCAAUGUGGGUCCAGGGUGGUCUUCCCCCCUUGGUGCUGUGCCGGAGGCUGGGAGUGCUCCUCAGCCCUUGGCCGUGUGACUCUCCACCCCCAGCGCCAACU